AUGGCGCCACCGAAACAACCCGCCGCGGGAAUGCGCUCCAUCGCCAGCUUCUUCGCCCCAAAGGCGAAGGCGCCCCCAAAGGAGCAGCUGCCCGGCAUCGCCAACGGGGCGAUCGCGCCCGACCCGUCCGAGAGCCCGUCCGUUAGCCCGCCCUCCGCCGACGCGCACGGCGCGACGCGCGCCGCCAAGUCCGCCAAGACGUCCGCGUGCGCCGCGCCCGGCUCGGCGACCCCGGGCGGCGGGGACGGGAAAACUCCGCCGACCGCGCCCUCCACCGCCGUCUCCAACGACGAGCAGCACGCGCGGAUCGAUCCGUCCCCGCCGGAGGCCGAGUCCCCUCCGGGCGACGCCCCCGCGACCGCGACGACCGCGAACGCCGCCGGCGCGGGCGACGUCGGGCGAAGGAUCGCGGUGCUCUGGAAAUCCGAGCGCAGGUACUUCGCCGGGAACGUCGCCGCGUACGACGCCGUGAACGGGAAGCAUCACGUUCGUUACGACGACGGGGACGACGAGUGGAUCGCGACGUCGCGGCACGACGUCAAGUGGGACGACGACGCCGAGGCGGAGGCCAAAAAGAAGCCCCCCCCCGUGGACGACGACGACGAUGACGACGACGACGACGACGACGACGGGUCCGAGUCCGAGUCCGAGGAGGCGCCCCCCGCGAAGAGGGGACGCGUCACCGCGAGACGCGCGGCUGCGGCAAAGGCGCUGCGUCGGGUCGGCUCGAAGAAGUCCGGCGGCGGCGGCGGCGGCGGCGGUCGACCCGCGCGUCGAGCGGCGGGCGCCAAGAGGAAGGUCGUCCUCAGCGACAGCGACGACGACUUCGACGCGGGCGGAGACGAGGACGCGUCCGAGGGUGGCGACGAGAGCGAGAGCGAGUUUGAGGUUGAAUCCGAGGAAUCGGAGGAGGAGGAGGACGACGACGAGGCUUCGGAGGAGGAGAGCGAGGAGGAGGAGAGUCCCGGGCCGAAAGGAAAGCGCGGCGGGGCCAAGUCGAAACCCGCGCAGCCGGCGAAGAAGACCGUUACGACCGUUACGCCGCCCAAGAAGGCGACGCCCAAGAAGGCGAAGAAUCCGCCGUCGUCGUCGGGCGGGAAGUCGCUCGCCGCCGCGCUGUCGGAACCGGUUUUGGCGCCCACCGGUUCGCCCGAGCUCAACCCGGCGCACUACGAGGCGCGGGAGCGGCUCAUGUUCCCGUGGCUGCAACCCGAUAAGAGACGGGACGCGUCCGGGCGCAGACCGUCCGAUCCCGAGUACGACCCGACCACCCUGCAGCUCCCCGGCGCCUUCCCGAAGUGCAAAGACGCGACGGGCAAGCCGUUCACGGUGUCCCCCGGCCAGGCGCAGUGGUGGCGGUUCAAGGCUGCGCACUUCGACAGCGUCAUCAUGUUCAAGAUGGGCAAGUUCUACGAGCUCUUCGAGAUGGACGCGCACGUCGGCGCCGCCGACCUCGGCUUGCAGUACAUGAAGGGCGAACAGCCGCACUGCGGAUUCCCGGAGAAGAACUACGCCGCCAACGCCGAGCGCCUCGCCCGCGCGGGACACAGGGUCGUGGUGGUGGAGCAGACGGAGACCCCCGCGCAGCUCGCAGCGCGCAAGGCGGCAGACAAGUCGGUGAAAGACAACGUCGUCAUGCGGGAGAAGGUGGCGGUGCUGACGCGGGGCACGCUGGUGGACGCCGGCAUGACGGACGCGUCGCCCGACGCGACGUAUUGCGUCGCCAUCCUCGAGGUGGAGGACAAACCCGUGGAGAACCGCGCACCUAAAACCGACGGCGCCGACGAUGGGGAUGACGAUGGGGACGACGACGAACCCGCGCGCUGGAUGGGCGUGUGCGCCGCCGACUGCGCCACCGGCAGGUUCCUCCUCGGCGCGUGGCGAGAGGACGCCUUCGCCGGCGGCCUUCGCGGCGCGCUCGCCGCGCUCAAGCCGGUGGAGAUCGUGUGCGCGCCCGGGGGUGCGACCCCGCGGGUGAUGCCCGCGCUCAGGGACGCGACGCCGGACGCGUCGAUUCGAUCGCUGAGCGCCGCGUCCGCGAGUUCGCUUCACCCGGAUGACGUCGUCGAGCGGCUGACGGGCGCGGACGGAUACUUUCAAAGUGGCGCGCUUCCCGAGGCGCUCGCGACGUUUGGGGCGUCGACCACGCGCGGCGAACGCGCCGCGGCGCUCGGCGCCUUCGGCGUGAUGACCGGAUACCUCGCGGACGCCAUGAUCGACCGGGAUUUGAUCCCGUUGGGUCGCGUCGAGGCCAUCCCCGGCCCCGACGCGGCCGGUAUCGAAGCGGCCCGCGGCGGCUUCGUCGCACUCGACGCCGCCGCGCUCGUCGGCCUCGAGGUGCUGGAAGGGAGCGACGGCGGGUGCGUCGGGUCGCUGCUCAACGCGCUGGACCGAUGCGCCGGCGCGAUGGGCCGCCGGCUCCUCCGGCGUUGGGUCUGCCGGCCGCUACGAUCCGCCGCCGCCGUCGCGGCGAGGCAGGCGGCGGUGCGGGAGAUGCGAUCGGAAAAGGACGCCGUCGCCGAGGCGCGUCGCGCGCUUCGCGCGGCGCCGGACCUGGAACGCGCCGCGUCCCGGCUCGUGGGGCAAUCCGGCGGCCGGGGCAGGGACGCCGCGAACGUCGUGCUCUACGAGGACGCGGCGAGGGCGAGGCUUCACGGGUUUCUGAGAGCGCUGGAGGGCGUCCGCGGGGUCCUCCGCGCCGUCCGCGCCUUCGACGGCGUGCGCUCGCGCCUCAAGUCCCCGGCACUGCUCGCGAUCGUCACCGAGGGCGAUACAGACGACGCAGAUACGACGUGGGCGACGAACGACGCCGCGUGGGGGGCGUGCGCGGGGGCUUCGACGCCGGAGCUGUCGGAACGACUCGCGUUUUUUGAACGCGCCUUCGAUUGGGACAAGGCUCGCGAGUCCGGGAGGAUCGAGCCCAAGCCCGGCGCGGACGAGGCCGUGGACGCCGCCGACGACAGGGUGUGCGCGGCGGACGAGGCGCUGCGGGAGUGGCUCGUCGGGACGCGCAAAAAGCUCGGCGGGUCCAAGCAGGACGUGAACCUCGUGAGCGCAAACAAGGACACGCACCUGUGCGAGGUGAGCGACGCGCUCGCGGGUAAGGUGCCCGCGGACUGGUCCAGGGAGGGUAAACGCAAGGGAUUCGAGAAGUUCGACUGCCCCGAGCUCAAGGCGCUCAGAGCGGAGCGCGAGGCGGCGGGCGAGGCGAGGGAACUCGCGCUGGAGAACGUCCUUCGCGCGCUGGUGGCAAAGUUUUGCGAUGAUUGGCCGAGGUGGCGCCGCGCGUCUGAGGCUGCCGCCGCGCUCGACGCGCUGUCGUCGCUCGCGGAGCACGCGGACGAGAUCGCGGGUUCUUUCCCGGAGUCGUGCACCCCCUCGGUGAUCGCCCCGGAGCCGUCAGGGACGCCGUCGCUGGACGCGGUUCGACUCCGGCACCCGUGCGCCCCGGCGCUCGCGGCUGGAGAAUCGUUCGUGCCCAACGACACCAAGCUCGGCGGCGGCGGCGACGCGCCGUUCCUGCUCCUGACGGGCCCCAACAUGGGGGGUAAAUCGACGCUGAUUCGGCAGGUGUGCCUCGCCGCGAUCAUGGCGCACGUCGGAGCGGACGUCCCGGCGGCUUCGUUCUCGAUGACCGCCGCGGAUGCGAUUUUCGUUCGCAUGGGCGCCAAGGAUAACAUCAUCGCGGGCCAGUCCACGUUCAUGACCGAGCUGGCCGAGACGUCGGCGAUGCUGAGGCGCGCCACGUCGCACUCGCUCGUGGCGAUGGACGAGUUGGGGCGCGGCACCUCGACCAGCGAUGGCGCGGCGAUCGCGUCGGCGGUGUCCGAUCAUCUCGUGGACCUCGGCGCCAGGACGAUGUUUUCCACGCACUACCACCGACUGGCGGACGAUAGGGCGAACGACGCGCGCGUGCGUCUGGGUCACAUGGGUUGCGACGUGCGGGGCGAGACCGGCGCGGAGGAGGUCACCUUCCUGUACAAGCUCACGCAGGGAUCGUGCCCGAGGAGUUACGGCGUCAACGUCGCGAGGCUGGCAGGUUUGCCCGAGGACGUCGUUCAAGCCGCGGCGAAGGCUUCGAAAGAGAUGGAAGAGGCGAUGAACGCUCGUGCGGUGAUGCGGGCCGUGCAGGCGGUACGCGACGCGAUGGACGAGUUCGAACGAACCGAAGACGUGUCGGUGCUCAUAGCGGCGCAGGAGAGGGCGAGGCGGGUUCUGGCACACGUGAAGGACCCCGUCGAGGAGGAGGCCAAGGAAUGA
Messenger RNA from Micromonas commoda, 4260 nucleotides. RefSeq lists its product with no specific name. The transcript has a single exon. Gene Ontology annotation, molecular function: mismatched DNA binding; ATP-dependent DNA damage sensor activity; ATP binding. The coding region runs from base 1 to 4260 and encodes 1419 amino acids. Gene Ontology annotation, cellular component: nucleus. The record is from RefSeq and is a predicted model, not a curated record. Gene Ontology annotation, biological process: mismatch repair. Lineage: Eukaryota; Viridiplantae; Chlorophyta; Mamiellophyceae; Mamiellales; Mamiellaceae.